UCUGCUGCUCAGCCCAUUGAUGUGUUUACUAUAAUGGCAGAGGCAAUGGACUUGAUCAAUUGUUCAAUUUGCCUGGAUCUACUGAAAGAUCCGGUGGCUAUUCCCUGUGGACACAACUACUGUAUGGGCUGUAUUGAGGACUGCUGGGAUCAGGAUGAUCCGAAUGGUGUCUACAGCUGCCCACAGUGUAGAAAGACCUUUACCCCGAGGCCUGUUUUGAACAAAAAUACUCUACUGAUUGAAUUGGUGGAGAAACUGAAGAAUACAGGACUCCAUGCUGCCUUUCCUGCUCACUGUUAUGCUGGACCUGGAGAUGUGGAGUGUGAUUUCUGCACUGGGAGAAAACUCAAAUCUGUAAAAUCCUGUCUGGUGUGUCUGGCCUCUUACUGCGAGACUCAUCUACAGCCUCAUUAUGAAGUAGCUCCAUUAAAGAAGCACAAGCUGGUCAAAGCAUCCACACAACUACAGGAGAAGAUCUGCUCUCAUCAUGAUAAACUGCUUGAGGUUUACUGCCGUACCGAUCAGCAGUGUAUCUGUUAUCUUUGUACAGUGGAUGAACAUAAAGGCCAUGAUACAGUGUCAGCUGCAGCAGAAAGAACUGAAAAACAGAAACAGUUGGAUGAAAAACAGCAGAUAUUAAGGCAGAGAAUCCAGAAGACAGAGAUGGGGGUGUUGGAGGCGAGACGGUCUAUACAGUUUGUCAAGCGCUCUGCACAGGCAGUAGUGGAGGACAGUGAGAGGAUCUUUCCUGAGCUUAUCCGCUCCAUUGCGAGACGGAGCUCUAAGGUGAAGCAGCUGAUCAAAGCCCAGGAGAUGACUGAAGUGAGUCGGACUGAAGGACAACUGAAGCGACUGGAGCUGGAGGUGGUUGAGCUGAGGAGGAAAGACGCUGAGCUGGAGAAGCUCUCACACACAGAGGAUCACAUCCAUUUCCUCAAGAGUUUACAGUCUUUCUCUGUCCCUCCGGGAAUUGAGGCCUUACCUAGCACUUUUAACCCUCACGUCUCCAUUGAGGAUGUCAAGAAGUCACUCUCUGAACUACAAGACCGAAUGGAGAAUGUAUUCAAUGAGGAAAUGGCAAAGAUAACUAAAAAAGUUGGAUAUGCCAUUCAUUUAGCCAGCAGCCCCAUCAGGAAAAUCCUCUUCUGCUUUGGAGAAUCCACCUCUGGCUUCAGCUUCCAGCCCGUCAUCAGUCCCUCCAAGUCCCCGUUCAAGCUGAACCAGAUCAGGGUGUCUGUGGACAAGGACCAGGACCUGACCCAAGAGAAUGACAAACAGGCUACUGAAACCAACGUUUUUACUGGUGGGACAGCUUCAGUGGGAGGAUUUACUUUUAGAUUUGGGGCCGACUCUCAGCCCACCACCAACCCUCCCCUCCCUGAGCCUGGCUACUUCACUAAGCCCUCCGUCGUCGUACCUGUCCAACCACCGAAGAGCAUUGAGGGGAAGCCGAUCCCUGCUGAGCCUCCUAAGGUGCUUAGCUUUGGUGCUGGAAUAGUCGCUCAGUCCACUCCAUCGUCCACUGCCUUUAAAUUGAACUCCAACUUCAAAUCCAAAUUGAUGGGCCCCUCAGAGGGGAAGCCCCACUAUCCUCCUAGCCAGGGAGGGAUAUUUACUUUUGGCACUAAAAGCGCGGCUGGGUUCUCCUUUGCUGACGCAACCCAGAUCCAGGACAAACCAAACCUGUUUGGAAAAACUGACCAGCCAUUUAGUUUCACUGAUGUAACCAAGCCGGUAUUUGGGCUGGAAAACACAGCGGAGGAGGAGAAGGGAGCGGAGAGCAAUAACAACAGCACUCAUGUGGAGGAGGACGAGGAUGGGCCUCACUUUGAGCCUAUUGUGCCCCUCCCUGACAAAGUAGACGUGAAGACUGGAGAGGAGGAGGAGGAGGAGAUGUUCUGUAACAGGGCCAAGCUGUUCAGAUUCGAUGCGGAGACAAAAGAGUGGAAAGAGAGGGGCAUCGGCUUAGUCAAAAUCCUAAAGCACAAUAGAUCAGGGAAAGUGCAUCUGCUGAUGAGGAGGGAGCAGGUUCUGAAGGUCUGCGCUAACCACUACAUCAUGCCAGAUAUGCUCCUGAAACCAAACGCUGGAUCUGACAAGUCCUGGGUCUGGAAUGCCGUUGAUUAUGCGGAUGAGGAACCAAGGCCUGAGCAACUGGCCAUCCGGUACAAAACGGCAGACGAGGCAUUGCUCUUCAAGACAAAGUUUGAAGAGGCUCAGAAGAUCAUUCCCAAACUCCAGAAAAGCAGCAAGAUCAGUCAUAUAGAAACAUUUUUUUAUCCUAAACCCUCUGCUCCAGAGACGACAAACUUUGCUGCCAAGUUUGCAAAGAAGUACGGGGAAUGGGACUGCGAUGUGUGCUGCGCAAGAAAUGCAGCUAAAGUUAUGCAGUGUGUUGCCUGCCAGACUGACAACCCUAAUGCCCCAUCAAAGCCAGACAGCGCACCGGCUACUGACAUCAAAGGCUUUACUAGUGGGGCAGCUUCAGUGGGAGGAUUUACUUUUGGAUUUGGAGCUGACUCGUCAAAAGACACCAGCAGUGCAGGAUCUAUUGGAAAAGGAUUUGGGUCUUUUGGAGCUCAGAUACCCCCCUCCUUUACGUUUGGAACCAGUGGCACCACUUCUAUACCUGCUGCUGGUUUUGGUGCCCAGUUUGGUAAGAGGCAAGAAACCACAAAAGUAGCAGUAGAAUCAAAGCCGUCAACCAUGCCAUUUGGCUCUGGAUUUGGUGUGCAAUUCGUCAAAAAGCCAGGGCAGUGGGACUGUGAUACAUGCGCUGUAAGAAAUGAGGCAUCUGCAAACAGUUGUGUUUCUUGUCAAACUCUUAACCCUUUAGAAAAACCUGCUGCUAGUGCCCCAGCUUUGGCAACCCUCUCAAUUGGGUCUGGAUUUGGUGCACAGUUUGACAAAAAAACAGGGCAGUGGGAGUGUAACACGUGUGUUGUUAGAAAUGAGGAGUCUGCUAGCAAUUGUGUUUCUUGUCAAACUCCAAAUCCUGUAGCCAAAACAGUUGUAGAUGGAGCAGCAGAAUCAAAGCCCUCAACCAUGCCAUUUGGUUCUAGAUUUGGUCCCCAAUUCAGCAAAAAGCUGGGGCAAUGGGACUGUGAUACAUGCAUUGUAAGAAACGAGGCCUCUGCAAGCAGUUGUGUUUCUUGUCAAACUCCUAACCCUUCAGCAAAAUCAACAGUAGAGGUAGCACCAACAACAAAGCCAACAGUGUCAGGCUUUGGUGCUCUAUUUUCUAAGAAGGAUGGACAAUGGGACUGUGAUUCCUGUCUAGUGAGGAAUGAUGCAUCUGCCUCUAAGUGUGUUUCCUGCCUGACACCCAACCUCAAUGCUAGGAACGCCUCCUCUCUUGGGGCCAUGUGGGACUGUGACAGAUGUCUAGUCAGAAAAGACGGCUCUGCUAGUCAAUGUGUUUCCUGUCAGAUGCCCAACCCCAAUGCUAAGAGCACAGCCACAGCCGCCCCUUCCAGCUCAUCCUUCAGCUUUAGCUUCGGGAGUCAGAGUGCCUCUACUCAGCCCGCAUUCACUGGGUUUAAAGCGAACUUCAACAGUGACAGCUCUUUUCAGUUUGGCACAGGUAAAGUUGAUAAAAGUUCCCUUGCAUCCUUCACAUUUGAGACCCCUCCUCAGGCUGAAAGCAGUACCCCCAGUGCUGCAGGCUUCUCUUUCACCAUGCCCAUCCCAGCAGGUGGCUUUAAGUUUGGCACUCAGGAAACUGCAAAGGAAACCCCACCAGCUGAAACUCAGACUCCUGCUUCAGUGUCUGUGUCAAUGUUCCUGAAGAAUAUCGCAGAGCAGCACAGAGAGAAAGAGAAGGAAUCUGGUGUCAGUGUAUCUGCAUCAGCGCCGUCAGUGGACAAGACAGAUCAGGAUGAAAAUCCCCUCUUCACUGGCAAAUCCAACGACUUCAGUUUUGCAGACUUGGCUAAAAACUCACAAGGAGACUUCCAGUUUGGACAGACUGACUCCAAUUUCAAAGGCUUCACCCGCGCUGGUGAGCAGCUGUUCACAUCCCUUCAGUCAAACCAGAGGGCAGACACCUCAGCUGACCAGGAUGAAGAGGACGUAUACAAGACAGAGGAGAAUGACGAUAUCCAGUUUGAGCCUGUGGUCCAGAUGCCUGAGAAAGUGGACCUGGUCACAGGAGAGGAGGACGAACAGGCCCUCUACUCCCAGAGAGUGAAGCUUUUCAGGUUUGACGGAGACAUCAGCCAGUGGAAGGAGAGGGGCGUUGGGGUCCUCAAGUUCCUGAAGAAUGCCACCAAUGGCAGGCUCAGGGUGCUGAUGAGGAGAGAGCAGGUCCUGAAGGUGUGUGCCAACCACUGGAUCACCACCACCAUGAACCUGAAGCCUUUGGCUGGCUCCGACAAGGCUUGGAUGUGGCUGGCUAAUGACUUCUCUGACGGAGAUGCCAGACUGGAGCAACUCGCUGCCAAGUUUAAAACACCAGAGCUGGCUGAGGAGUUCAAGCUGAAGUUUGAGGAGUGUCAGAGGCUCCUGUUGGACAUCCCACUGCAGACUCCUCACAAGCUUGUUGACACAGGCAGAACUGCACAUCUCAUCCAGAAGGCAGAGGAGAUGAAGUCCGGUCUGAAAGAUCUUAAAUCUUUCCUGACUGAUGACAAAACAAAGAUCAAGGAGGACGACAGCCAAGCUAACGUCACGACAGCCAGUAACACCUCUGGUCUGAUCAUCAAGCCCCACGCAGAGAGCACUGGCCCUACCUUAGAAUGGGAGAACUAUGACCUGAGAGAGGAGGCUCUGGACGACACUGCUGACACCUCUGUCUACGCCUCACCCCUAGCAAGCAGCCCAAUCAGGAAGAACCUCUUCUGCUUUGGAGAAUCCACAGCUGGCUUCAACUUCAGCUUCCAGCCUGUCGUCAGUCCCGCCAAGUCGCCGGCCAAGCUGAACCAGAGCGGGGUGUCUGUGGACGAGGAGCAGGACAUUAGCCAGGAGGAGGAGCGAAACAGACUGUACUUUGAGCCUGUGGUUCCCCUGCCAGACCUGGUGGAGAUCCCCACUGGAGAGGAGAAUGAAAAUGUGUGUUUCAGCCACAGGGCAAAGCUGUACCGCUAUGACAAAGACCUGAACCAGUGGAAGGAGAGGGGCAUCGGUGACCUCAAGAUACUGCAGAACUACGACACCAAACGAGUCAGACUCGUCAUGAGGAGAGACCAAGUCCUGAAGAUCUGCGCCAACCACUGGGUCACAUCUUCUAUUAAGUUGGAGCCCAUGAAGGGUGCUGAGAAGGCCUGGGUCUGGAGCGCAAUUGACUUUGCCGAGGUAGCUGAGGGAAAUGUUGAGCAGUUAGCGGUGAGGUUCAAACUGCAGGAUGUGGCCAACUCCUUCAGAGACAUCUUUGAGAAGGCUAAAACUGCCCAGGAGAAUGAGAUUCUGGUCACUCCCAUAGCCUCCAGUGAGGCCCUUCCUCAGGAGGAAGCAACAGCAACGGGGACAACAGUGUGUGGACAGGCUGCUGUGGCCAUCCUGGAGGAGACCACCACAGAACGGACGGAGCUGAAUCCUGAGACUUUCCAAACCCCUGACUGCAAGGCCUCCACCGCCACACCACACAGCCCUCUCCACCCCUCCAAGAUGGUGAUGUCCCCACCCAAGUUCCUCUCUGGAACAGACUCUCUCCAGAAGAUAUUCGGCAGCAGCCCCCCAUCAUCCAAGGAGGAUGGUUCUUCAGAGAGCUCCAAGGUUAAAGACAGCGGUCGGACCUCCCAGCCUUCAACUGCAUUCAAAAUCCCAGAUAAAGCACCUUCUCAGGCGGAGGCCGACGAUGACGCUGAGGUGGAGGUGGUCUAUGUGAGGCAGCCGAUAGCGGAGCAGGCUCUUCUGGCCAGGGAACUCCUGCUGCCUCUCACCUUCUUCUGCUACCAGAACGAACCAGGAUAUACCAGCGACGACCAGUCAGAUGAUGAGGACUUUGAGACAGCAGUUAAAGCACUGAAUGGAAAACUGUACCAGGACCUUCCUAAGAGAAAGGCUGCAUGUGCAGGUUCUGCAGGCCAGACGGAGGCAGGUGUUGAGGCUGAGGCAGGUGUUGAGGGUCUGGACCCGGAGGUUGAGGUGGUGUGGGAGAAGAGGCCUACUCCAGAGGAGGGACAGAAAGCCAGGAACCUGCAGCUGCCUUCAACCUUCUUCUGUGGUGUAGGCAGCGAUAGCGAGGCAGAGAAGGACAAGACAGAGGACUUUGAGACAGAGAUCCGCAAAGCACAGGCCCUGGUGGAGACUAAGUCAGGGGAGGAGGAUGAGGAGAUCCUGUUUAAGGAGCGUACCAAGCUGUACCGCUGGGAGAGAGACCUGAGCCAGUGGAAGGAAAGGGGUGUGGGAGACAUCAAGAUCCUCUUCCACCCCGAUAAGAGGUUCUACCGCGUGCUGAUGAGGAGGGAGCAGGUGCUGAAGGUCUGUGCCAAUCACACCAUCUGUCAGAGCAUGGAGCUCAAACCCAUGAACACCUCUGACCAAGCCCUAGUCUGGACAGCUACUGACUUUUCAGAGGGUGAGGGUAAGGUGGAACAGUUGGCAGCCAAGUUUAAGACGGCAGAGCUGGCCGAGUGUUUCAGGAAGACCUUCUGUGAGUGUCAGAGUCGUAUGAGCCAAUCAGAGGCCUCAGCCCUCUCCUCCUGCCAGAUGUCCAGGGUCCAGGAAAAUUCCAGAGAAGCCAAUCCCCAGGUGUACCUCUCUAUCUCCGCUGACAACAAGCCCCUGGGAACGGUCACCAUAGAACUGUUCUCUAACAUCGUCCCCAAGACAGCUGAGAACUUCAGAGCACUGUGUACAGGACAGAAAGGCUUCGGGCUGCGCAACUCUGUCUUCCACAGGGUCGUACAGGACUUUAUGUGUCAGGGUGGAGACAUCACCAACCAGGAUGGGACGGGAGGGAAAUCCAUCUACGGGGACAAGUUUGAGGAUGAGAAUUUUGACGUGCGCCACACGGGCCCGGGGCUGCUGUCCAUGGCCAACCGUGGCCGAGACACCAACAACUCCCAGUUCUUCAUCACCUUGAAGAAGGCUGAGCACUUGGACUUCAAACACGUGGCCUUUGGUUUUGUCAGAGAGGGCAUGGACGUGGUUCGCAGCAUGGGACAGCUGGGGACCAAGACUGGCAAACCCAGCAAGAAGAUUGUCAUCACCGAAUGUGGACAACUGUAGAGCUUCGCUCUGUUUACUGACUGUGGACAAUUCAACUGUAGGGCUGAGAUCUGGUCACUGACUGGAUGGCUAUCGGCCUUCGCUCUGGUCAUGGACUGGACAGUGAUAGGCUUUCAAACUGUGGAGUUGACAACUAUAGUAGGCAAAUCUCAAAUGAGACCCUAUACCCCAUGUAGUGUACAAUUUUUUUUUACCAGAGCCCAUGUGGAGUGCACUAAGGUCUCUGGUAGUGCACUAUGAGGGGAAUAGGGUGUAAUUUGUCUCCUUUUGAUAAGUGUUGCACUUGCUUCCAUGCCCACCCUGAGGGCAGCACAUCACUGUGUGACUCCCCAGACUGUAUUUGUGUGUAUAAUGUCAGGGAAGACCAAGCAGGCAACGAAAGACAACUGAGUAGGGUGCAAACAAUAUAAAGGUUUUAUUAAUCAAAACUUGGAAAAUACAAAUUAUGACAAGGAAAUAAACCAAAGUGCUUUAAAAUAUACAAAGGGAUAAAUUAAUUGAAAUGAAAAACAGACUGUCCUAUAAAGUCUAAACUUAAAAAAUAACUGAGAUCUAACAUGCAGGUACAGAACGUACAUAAACCGAAAAUCAACUAACUGAAGGGACAUUCCACAGAGACUAUCCAUUCCCUGCUCCAAAGGGAGUCUGCAAACCGUCAAGUUUUACAUUCAGACAAUAAUGAUAUAAAGUUUAGAUAUACUGAUCAUGUUUUUAAAUACAAGCAUGACUGAUUUUCUUAUAUGAACUGUAACUCAGCAAAAUCUUUGAAAUUGUUGCAUGUUGCGUUUAUAUUUUUGUUCAGUAUAGAUAAUGUGUCCUGUCUAUGUGUUCUGUUUAUUUAUGUGGCCCAUAGUCAUAAAAAUUGAUGCUGAAAACUACUGAUAAUAUAGUAUUGUCUUUUAGCCAUGGUAGUAUAGGGGUAAGUGGUUACAGAUGAGAAUAACUAUUGAGAAUAACUAUUUUUGCAAGACUCAAAUAUAUGCUCUGGAAUGUAAGGAAGGGUUGUAGCACUUUGGUUGUACUACAAAGUGAUAGCUAUUUCCCACGUUAUAAUGUGUAAUGAGAAUUAUUCCUUUGCUUACGGCGAUACAAGACUGAAUACACCCGAUCUUGGAAGCUAAAAGCUCAGACACACCGGUGGGAUUGUCAAACGCUUGUCUGCCGACAGUACUUAGCACAGGGCUCUCCAACCAAACCUACAGGACGGUAGCUCUCAAGGAACAGGGUUGGAGAGCCCUGAUUUAGC
Molecule: messenger RNA, 8416 nt
Organism: Coregonus clupeaformis (lake whitefish)
Lineage: Eukaryota; Metazoa; Chordata; Actinopteri; Salmoniformes; Salmonidae
Product: E3 SUMO-protein ligase RanBP2-like
Biological process (GO): NLS-bearing protein import into nucleus; protein peptidyl-prolyl isomerization
Cellular component (GO): nuclear pore; cytoplasm
Molecular function (GO): peptidyl-prolyl cis-trans isomerase activity; GTPase activator activity; zinc ion binding
Source: RefSeq, a predicted model, not a curated record